Molecule: messenger RNA, 207 nt
Organism: Dichotomopilus funicola
Lineage: Eukaryota; Fungi; Ascomycota; Sordariomycetes; Sordariales; Chaetomiaceae
Product: ribosomal protein S28e
Exons: 3
Coding region: 1-207 (68 amino acids)
Biological process (GO): ribosomal small subunit assembly; translation; maturation of SSU-rRNA
Cellular component (GO): cytosolic small ribosomal subunit; ribosome
Molecular function (GO): structural constituent of ribosome
Source: RefSeq, a predicted model, not a curated record
AUGGAUAGCUCAAAGGCCCCCGUCAAGCUCGUCAAGGUCAUUCGCGUCCUCGGCAGAACCGGCUCGCGUGGUGGUGUCACCCAAGUCCGGGUCGAGUUCAUGGACGACACAACUCGUACCAUCAUUCGUAACGUCAAAGGCCCAGUCCGCGAGAACGAUAUCCUCUGCCUACUCGAGUCUGAGCGUGAGGCCCGCCGUCUCAGGUAA